UUUAUACACAAGAGCGAGAGAGGGAAAGGGAGAAAUUACUCACAGCGCGCCUCAAUGGAGGUUUCAACAUUUUUUGAAUAUUCAUAGGGUUCUUACUUCUCCUUCUUCUUCUGGAUUUCAAUUAUUAGCGAUUUUUCUUCUCUGAUUUCUCAAUUUCUUCGAUCUGCUUCGUUGAUUCUCGAAUCUUCUAUGAACAAUUUCGCCCUAAUUCUUUCAUAAAAAGCUUCCUUAUUAAGCAAUGGUUCGAGCUGUAAAACGCGAACCAGUUAAUACCCCCGGUAAUGGAGCCAAGACAAGGAGAAAUGGUGCCGCAGCGGCAGAGGCAGUGGCGGCAGCAGUAGCAGGCCCUAGCAAUAGCAACAACAAUAACAGUUCGGUGGAGGAAGAGACUAUAAUAGGGCGAAGAGUUCUUCGUUCUCAUUAUCUCAAUUUUAAGAAUCGGAUUUCUGAUGAGAGAGAUAAUAUAUCAACAGUUGAUUCAGAUAGAUUUAAGUCAAUAAUUGAGGAAGCUGAAAGGCUACAUCAGCAAGUACAAAAACCUAGGGAACAGGUCGCCGAUGCUGAAGCCUUGCUGGACAUCACAAACACGUUGGUGACGACUGUAAAGGCACAUAGUGAUGGAGGCGUGACCCCUUCAGAUUUUGUUAGUUGCUUACUUAGGGACUUUUGCCAAGAAGGUGGAUCCAGCCGUAGGACAGAAGAGGAUGGAAACUUUGUGCACUGGUACAAUGUUGGUCGUGUAGUCUCUCAUGUUUUCAGGGGUGCUCCUGGAUGCUGCACUAUGAUUGGACCUAUGAAUACUGAAAUUAAGCAACGCUAUCCUGUGGUUCGUAAAAAGCGUGUGAUGCCAACAGAAAGUGAACACCCAGAGGAGCUAGAUGAACCUGAUGGUGAAGGCAAGACAGACACUGACAAGAAUAUGGCGACAAUGUUCCAGAUUCUAAGGAGGCAUAAAAAUGCCAAGCUUGAAAACUUAAUCCUGAAUAGAAGAUCCUUUGCACAAACAGUUGAAAAUUUGUUUGCCCUAUCGUUUCUAAUUAAAGAUGGGCGGGCUGACAUAACUGUUGACGACAAAGGCUGUCAUAGGGUUUCACCAAGGAAUGCACCUGCUUCUAAUGCAGUCCUUUCUGGGGAGGUUUCUUAUAACCACUUCGUCUUUAGAUUUGACUUCCAGGAUUGGAAGCUUAUGUUAGCUUCUGUUGCUGUUGGAGAUGAAUUAAUGCCACACAGAAAUGAAGCGGAUAUACCAGCCACUUCUCAACCAGCAUCAAGUACCGUAGAUAAGGAACAAGCUGUUUCAACAACACCUAUAAGGAAGUUAUCUCGGAAUCGUGGUCUGGUUUUGCAGGAGCAGACUGUAGUUGAAGACUCCCCAGAAAGUGACAAUUCUGCAAGAGCUGCUGCCAUUCGUAAAGGAAAACGAAAGCUCACACAAGACUAAGCUACAGUUUAUCCACUUUGAGAUGAUGCAGGAUGUUCCUUAGUUAUUGGUGAAGUAUUAGGAUUUGUUAAUUUCCUUCUGAUUUUCUUCCCACCCCCUCUUUGGCCAAUAUCUCUUUGGUUAAUAGACAUAGAGGUGCCAAAUGGACAUUCGUUGGGGACAUGGGAAUUCAAAUGUUGGGAAAUCCCCCAAGUGGGUUUUAUGCUUUCUGUAAAUUGUUCUCCGUUUGUAGUAAACUAGUAAUUGUGACACUGGUGGUAACAAUUCAGUGUUGUUUUUUUUUUAAAUGA
Messenger RNA from Solanum stenotomum, 1731 nucleotides. RefSeq names its product non-structural maintenance of chromosomes element 4 homolog A-like. Gene Ontology annotation, cellular component: nucleus; Smc5-Smc6 complex. Bases 239 to 1441 code for a protein of 400 amino acids. Gene Ontology annotation, biological process: DNA repair. The transcript has 7 exons. Lineage: Eukaryota; Viridiplantae; Streptophyta; Magnoliopsida; Solanales; Solanaceae. The record is from RefSeq and is a predicted model, not a curated record.